Amblyraja radiata (thorny skate) is the source of this 3179-nucleotide messenger RNA. It is a transcript of the gene armc9, whose product is annotated as armadillo repeat containing 9. Gene Ontology annotation, cellular component: ciliary basal body; ciliary tip; centriole. Gene Ontology annotation, molecular function: protein binding. Lineage: Eukaryota; Metazoa; Chordata; Chondrichthyes; Rajiformes; Rajidae. The record is from RefSeq and is a predicted model, not a curated record. The transcript is spliced from 26 exons. Gene Ontology annotation, biological process: cilium assembly. Bases 138 to 2645 code for a protein of 835 amino acids.
GUGGCCUAACUUGCUGCCGACCGUGGUUGCCAGCAAAGAUCUUAGAGCAGAGGUCUUUGGUUGCCAGGGAGGCACUUCCGGUGAGCGGCCUGGCGGCGACGUGAUUGGCUAUGAGGUGAAAUUACAAUUUAUGGACCAUGGGGGACAACUUGACGUAUGAAGCUGAACUGAAUGGUUUGAUAAAGGAGUAUUUAAGGUUUGCAGCUUUUGAAGAAACUGUGAAUAUCUUUGAUAAGGAAUGCAAAAACAAGGGAAAGACAAUCCCAAAAGCACCAGUGAGCGCUGGCCAAAAUUUUAAGACUUUGCACAUUCAGAAAGAUUUAUUUGAAGCAUUUGAUGAUGGAAAUAGAAGGGCAUUCUUCAAACUUUGGGAGCAGCACAUUUCACCUCAUGUUCGAGAAAAUGAUCAAGUGCUUCAGAAACUGGAGUUUAACCUUCAUGUUCAUUUUGCCAUCUAUCCUUUGAAGAAUACUGGAGGAAAACUUGGCAAAGAUGAUGUGGAAGAAAGAACCUCUCAUUUCAAAACGUACCUGGAAACGAGAGGGGCAGCAUUAAGUCAAACAACAGAAUUCCUGCCCUAUUAUGCACUGCCGUUUGUCCCCAAUCCCACUAUCCACCCCUCUUUUAAGGAGCUGUUUCAGGAUUCUUGGACUCUUGAUUUGAAGUUGAAAAUGCAGAAAUUUCUUUCCGCGAGCUUGAAAAUGCCCAGAGUCCCACGGCUGCUCUCGAUAUUUAAAGAAAAUGGACAGGAAUACAAAGAACUGGUGCAUCAACUACAGCAACGGUUAACAGAGACUGAGCAAAAAGCAGCAACAUACAUGAGGAGAUACAGCAAGAUACAAGAGGAUUACCAUAACCUGAUUGGAGUCACUGCAGAACUGGUGGAUUCCUUAGAAGCUACAGUAAAUGGGAAAAUGGUCACCCCAGAGUACCUUCAAAGUGUUUGUGUUCGAUUGUUUAGCAAACAAAUGAGACAAAGCAUGGCCCAAAGCAUUGACUUCACAAGGCCAGGAACUGAUGUUUACAUUAAGAGCCCUUAUAACAGUGAAGGAUCUGCUUCAUCAAUGCUGCGGGCUUCCAUAGUUCCUUCAACGAAUUCUAUUGAUGUACCUCUAUUAGCAUCUCUUGAUUAUGAAAAGUUGAAGAAUGAUUUGCUUUGUGGAAACGAUAGACUUAAGGCACUUCUGCUGCAAGCACUGCGCUGGCGGCUUACACAGUCUCAACCUGGAGAACAAAGAGAUACAGUCCUUCAGGCUUACGUUACCAAUGAUCUGUUGGAAUGUCACAGAAAGAAGCAGAGAAGUCUAAUAAAUUUAUUAAAUUCAAAGAGUGAGAUUGUUCGACAGUAUGCAGCACGACUGAUCAAUGGUUUUGCGUCGUUGUCGCAUGGCCGAACAUACUUGGCUCAGAACAUGGUAUUAUUGAAGAUACUUGAAGAGACACUGGAGACUGAGGAGGAGGAUUCCAUAACUAGAGAAAAUGUGUUAGGGGCUCUACAGAAACUUAGCCUCAGACGGAAGCUACAAUCAGCUAUGAUUAAAGAUGACAUUAUUUUCUGGCUGAUAAGAGUUCUGGAGGACUCUGAUUCUUUAUCGGAUUACACUUUGGAAUAUUCUGUUGCACUGUUGAUGAACCUCUGCCUACGGACCCAAGGUAAACGGAAAUGUGUAGAAGAUGGCAAACGAGUGUUGAAAGUGUUGUCUGAUCUUUUGGGUCAUGAUAAUUAUGAGAUAAGGCCAUAUGUGAAUGGGGCCUUGUACAGCAUUCUUGCCAUUCCUUCGUUACGCGAGGAGGCAAGAGCAAUGGGCAUGGAAGAAAUUCUACAGUGUUUUAUCAAAGAGGGGAACACUGAGAUGAACAGACAGCUUGAGUUUAUUAUAAAGCAACUUAAUUCAGCAGAGGAGAGGUUUGAAUCAGAUUCUGAUGAUGAAGAGGAAGAUGAUGAUGAAGAUGACCCAGAUGCGAUGGAAGCUGACUUGGACAAGGCUGAGAUAUUGAAACCUCAGCCUGGAGAGUUAUCAGGAGAAAGGCUACUGACGGCUGAGUACCUUGGGGUGGGUGUUCAUUGUCAGACAUCUGGACACACUAUAAUGACAAACACAAUGAGGGCUAAAAGAAAGCUAGUGGGACCUUUGAAAGAAAGUAUUGAUGAGCCCCUCCGCCGACCAGUCACCCCAGGCAUGCACAGGUUGGGUUAUGUACCGUUGGGAAUUGCUCUGGAAAAACACGAAAGUAGAUGUCCCAGUACAGAGAGCGACCUGUAUUCACAGCAAAACUCUCGGCCACCUACUCGAAGUGGGAACCGAACAAGUGAUUCUGAGUUUGGUGCUUCACCUAUUGGCUUUGAUCACAAUACAUCAAUUAGUAAUAGUGAUCAGGAGCUUGUAGCCACUUCAUGUUCAGUCGAUAUGCGGUCACCUGGAAAAUUGCAUAGAGAAUCUAUCAGGCAAAAGGAUUACAUUGCUGCAUUUAACAGUAGGCCCAAGAUUCCAAGGACUCCAGAUACAACUAUAAGUCCACGUAGAGUCAAAACUCCAACAAUUGUCCCUCAGUUUUCUCAAUCUGGCCCUCAACAAACAAGUCGUCCAACUUCUGCUGGGUCCUCUCACAUGAGCAGCCUAAGCAGCCAGUCAUUCAGGAAAUGACGACACAUCUUUCCUCAGGAAUCACCUGCUAAAGUUUUCAAAACUUAGCCAACUUCCUAUAAUGGUUCUGCUUCUCAAAGGCUAUCUACAGAGCUCGAGUUGGAAAAAUGAGUGGGAUUAUGCGAUAGAAAGGGAUCAUGCCAGAAACCUUGCGUGUGCUUUUUGUACAACAUGACUAAAUGAACACUUCAGAAAUAUAAAUAAUAAUAAUUUAUUCCUGUGUUUUAUUGCAAUUUCAUUUUUUUUAAUUUCAUUUUUUUAUAUAGAUGUCUUAGCUUCUGUUUCUGAUACUUUAAAACUUGUGCAAUGCUUGUUUAUAAUUUCAAUAAUUUUGAGCAAUCUACUUGUAUUUUACCAUCUUGCCUUGACAAUGAAAUAAAUAAAAGCCUAAUCUGAAAAUGUAGCAAAAGAACGUGCACUUGUCUGAAGUAAUAGCUUGUGCUAGAUUGAUUUUAAAAUUGAUGUGUUUACUUAUCUUCAGUGUUUGCAUUGUAUUUGAUGUAUCAAAGAAAAAUAAAAUCUGUUUUUUAUAAA